This is a messenger RNA of Pyrenophora tritici-repentis Pt-1C-BFP, 1662 nucleotides long. Lineage: Eukaryota; Fungi; Ascomycota; Dothideomycetes; Pleosporales; Pleosporaceae. The record is from RefSeq and is a predicted model, not a curated record.
AUGGACGCAGUCCGAGAUGCUGUACAGAGCAUAGCUCAAGGUAGCGUGACGCGUGGCGCUGGAGUAGCAGCCUUGUUCGGCGUCCUUUUCCACCUAGCAAUCCAACCCCUUGAAUUUGAGUUGAUCAUGUAUCACUCCAUGGCGGCCUUUAUGUUUACUUUUUUCGGCAUGGUGUACUCCUUCGGACUCGUCAAAGCGACAAUCUUCACAGCAAGCUUCAACGCCGCACUACUGGCCAGCAUCUCCGUAUAUCGGCUCUUCUUUCACCGAUGCGGAAGGUUUCCUGGCCCCCUUGCUGCCGGAAUUUCGAGAUUCUACGCUGCAAGUCUGGCAGCCAAAGAUGUGCAAUACUACAAGGAGCUGGCAAAGUUGCACCAUCAGUAUGGUGACUUUGUACGCACCGGGCCGCGAGAGAUCAGCGUUCUACACAAGUCAGCCGUUCCAUUGAUCUAUGGACCCUACUCGGAAUGUACUAAGGGAACGCCAUACGGUCAGAACGGGAACAAUCCAAAGAUAUGUUCUGUACAUGCAACGCGUGGCCACCACGAACAUCGCCUUCGACGGCGCGCUUGGGAUAGGGGCUUUUCUACCAAAGCGCUCGGCACAUAUGAACUGCGUAUCAAGGCAAAAACCGACUUGCUCAAGAGCCAACUCGUGAAGAAUGCGGGAAAGCCAAUGGAUGUAUCUGCAUGGUCCAUGUUUUUCAGCUUUGAUGUCAUGGGCGAUGUCGGCUUCGGCAGAGACUUUAACAAUCUCAAAAGUGGUGUUGAACAUGCUGCAAUCAAGAGUGUACAUGAUCACAUGAAGGUUGUAGGGAUACUAAACGCUGUACCAUGGUUGACCAACCUUAUAGGCUCGAUACCCGGCGCAGCAGCUGGGUAUAAUGGCUUCUUUUCUUUUUGCUCGGAUCAAAUCAGAGAGAAACAUCGAACAUGGGAUGCUGAAGAGUACCCCCAGGACAUCAUAUCAUGGCUACUAAAAGCCGUCAAAGAAAAGGAUGUCUCUGCCCCCCAAACUGCAGCCGCCUUGGAAGAUGACUCACGAUUGAUGAUUAUCGCUGGAAGCGAGACCACAGCCGUAACCCUCGCCACCGCCCUCUUCUACCUCGCCAAAUAUCCCGCAAAGCAGACGAAACUUCAACAUCUCCUCAACCAAUCAAUGCCAGGCGGCUUCAUGGACUGGUCCUACGAAAAAGCAAAGUCAAUCUCCUACCUCGAUGACAUCAUUAAUGAGACACUGCGCCUCCAACCAGCACUAAUGACAGGCGGCGCGCGCGAAACACCGGCAAAAGGCGUUCAAAUAGACGACACCUACAUCCCCGGUAACACAAACGUCGUCAUACCCGUUUCUCUCAUUCAACGCGACCCGCGGUGGUGGCAACAAGCCGAGGAGUUUGUCCCUGAGCGCUUUGGCGAGUUAAAACAGGAGAUGGAGACGGAAGGGGCGCCGUAUCUACCUUUUUCGCUUGGUGUGUAUAGUUGUCCGGGGAAGAAUCUAGCCAUGAUGAGUCUGCGGACUGCGCUUUCGAUGAUAGCAAUGAGUUUUGAUGUUGGGUUUGCGCCAGGGGAGACGGGUGUGCGGUUUGAAGAGGAGAAGUUGGAUACGUUGACCGUGACGCUUCCGCCUCUUUACUUGAAGUUUACACCAAGGGAGAGCAUAUGA